AUUAUGUUUUAAUUUCAUAUUUUGUUCUCAUCUAUUUAUUUCUGAUGUCCAGGUGGAGACAAUAUAGUGGGUUUGGGUCCGCCACACUUAUGGUUUAUGACAUAAUGAUGUAUUAUUGGUAUUCCAGCUCAGUCUGUCUGUCCAAUGCCACUCCUGGAAGCAGUUGAUAUUUUCAAUUUCUAUCAUGGAUAUGUCGCUGGCUACCGCUGGCCUUGAUUGGGCACGCAGUGUGGACGCAGCCAUGGACCAACGCAGCCAAGCUUACCAGGCUGGGCCAGCGACUCGACCAAUAUGUGGAAGCAGGACUGAAAUUUUUAAACAGGUGCGUUUGGAAUGUGUGGUGAGUUUAUUGAAGGCAGCUGUGGCUCCACUCAGCUCAUUCAUAAUGGAGGCACUUGCUCUGAAUCACCCUUUAACGGCCGCCAUUCGCCAACAACUGCAACUGGUUCCAAGCAAAAUGGUGCUGAAAAGUAUCAAUUCAAUGAAACCUACAACACCGACCAUGAGAUAUGACGAUGUGUGAAGCGUUGGCUGAAGGCUGAUGAGGCUGGAGAACUGGAGGAUGAUGAGGAAGGGAAUGCAGACACAGGGGAAAGAGGCAAGCUGAGGCUGGAGAGGCAUUUCGAAGGAGACAAAGGCUGUAGUGCUAAAGAUGCAAAUAGGCUGGUAACUGAGACGAAUGUAAUCGAAAUCCCCCAAGAUCCAGAAUAUGGGAAGAUAACGGACAGACGAAAGUUUAUGCCAAUGAGGUAUUGUAAAUGUUGGGGUCUUCUUAUCCUUUCUUUAUUUAUAUUAUUAAAAUUUAAAAUGCUUUUGCAAAACAAAAGGGUUUAAGUAAUAAAAAUGUUGGGGACUUGUAAUCCUUUCUUAUUUAUUAAUAUUAUUACACCAUCCAUUGAUGCAUUGAGCUAAGACAAGUCGUGUUAUGCACGACUUCAGUAAUAUCUUUUAUUUCUAUAAAUAGGGCUGAAAUUCUAUUACAUUGAACCAAUAAAAAUAAUUUUAUUAUACCAUGAAUUGAUAACAAUGAAAAACUAUUAUUUAAACUUUCGUCAAGUGAGGUUUGCAAUCUCCCUGUCUGUCCAUCAAGCAUAGUCAAUCAUUAUAAUUAAAUUAUAAAUUGAAUUUAGAAAUUUAAAUUAGUAAAAAAUUAUCAUUAUCAUCAUAAUCACAUAAAUUAAUGGAUGAAUUUAAAAUAGGAUAAAUUUAUGAGGUUAUAUAGUGUACCUGUGUAAUAAGCAGAAGUAAUUUAAUUUUGAGUAUGGAUUGAAUAAACAAUUAAAAUGAAAUGAA
Messenger RNA from Nilaparvata lugens (brown planthopper), 1293 nucleotides. RefSeq lists its product as uncharacterized. The coding region runs from base 185 to 523 and encodes 112 amino acids. The record is from RefSeq and is a predicted model, not a curated record. The transcript has 5 exons. NCBI's taxonomy places the organism in Eukaryota, Metazoa, Arthropoda, Insecta, Hemiptera, Delphacidae.